Molecule: messenger RNA, 1078 nt
Organism: Elaeis guineensis (African oil palm)
Lineage: Eukaryota; Viridiplantae; Streptophyta; Magnoliopsida; Arecales; Arecaceae
Product: zinc finger A20 and AN1 domain-containing stress-associated protein 6
Molecular function (GO): zinc ion binding; DNA binding
Source: RefSeq, a predicted model, not a curated record
GUUGCGUAUGAGUUCGUGCCCAAGAUGAUUUAGGAAUCCAGUCCUCUUCCUCCUCGAAAACUAGUACAAAAAAAAUUUCCGUAAACAGCUGAUUGGGAGGUCCCGGGCAAGUCGGGCAGACGCGAUCGAUGAGGUGUCGUUUCAAUCCCUCUUCCGCCUCCAUCUACGUAUUUAUUUGUGGUGGGGUUCUGUCAAUUUAUUUAAAACCCCAGCAACAAACGCCCUGCCUCAAAACCUAGACUAGAAACAACAAUCCUCUCGUCUCUCGUCCCCCAUCGCCCGCAGUAAUAGAUUCGAUUCCCACCAAGGUUGUUGUUAUACACUGCAAAGUAUGGCACAAGAUAGCUGGAAGCAAGAGACCGAGGAGACUGAAUGCCAGAGACCGAAAAGUCCAACUCUGUGUGCCAAUAAUUGUGGGUAUUUUGGGAGUGCGAUGACCAAUAAUUUGUGCUCCAAAUGCUACAGAGACUUCAUCAUGAAGCAACAGUCUGUUGCUACUCCACCUGUUAUAGGAGUUGAGAAGGCAGCUUCUACUGCAUGUUCUUCUGUGCAACGUGAACCUGCUAUUGAAAAGUCAGAUACGUUGGAUGGAGGCAAUCUCAUGAAUGUUGGCAAUGACCAAUCAGAGGAUGCUUGUGACAAACAACCAACAAAUCGCUGCUUGCGAUGCCGGAAAAAGGUUGGGUUGACUGGUUUUAAAUGCCGGUGUGGAGGCACAUUUUGCUCAGCUCACCGACACUCUGAGACCCAUGAAUGUUCAAUUGACUACAAGAGUGCUGGUCGACAGUAUAUAGCCAAAGAAAAUCCUGUUGUGAAGGCAGAAAAGAUUCGGAAAAUUUAAGUUAAUGUCUGAAAUUGAAGUUAUUAGGAUCGAACAGAGGUCACUCCUAGUUUCUGAUGCAUAGGUUUGGUGUUAGUUCUCUAUUCAUCCCCUAGUCAAUGUCCUUUCCACGAAGCACCGGAAGUGAAGUCCUUUUCUUAUUUUUCCAUUGUAAUUAGAAGUGUCAAUGAAAUGCCUUGUUACCAUUCAUGUUGCUUAUUAAGUGCUAAAUACCAUUUCUUUCUAAUAUGAGCUUUU